Lemur catta (Ring-tailed lemur) is the source of this 3606-nucleotide messenger RNA. Its product is annotated as zinc finger protein 555-like. Lineage: Eukaryota; Metazoa; Chordata; Mammalia; Primates; Lemuridae. The record is from RefSeq and is a predicted model, not a curated record. Bases 68 to 1348 code for a protein of 426 amino acids. Gene Ontology annotation, biological process: regulation of DNA-templated transcription. The transcript has 4 exons.
CCGGUGCCCGGCGCGCUCCCCUCAAGGGAAGCAGAGCUGCCUCGGAACGCUCAGGAGCGGGCGGGACAUGGACUCAGUGGUCUUUGAGGAUGUGGCUGUGGACUUCACCCCAGAGGAGUGGGCUUUGCUGAAUCAUGCUCAGAGGAACCUCUACCGAGAUGUGAUGCUGGAAACCUUUAGGAACCUAGCCUCAGUAGGAGAAAGCUGGAAAUGUUAUGGCAUUGAAGAACAGCACAAGAACCAGGGGACACAUUUGAGAAGUCAUGUGGUGGAGAUACCCCUAAAAAAUAAUGAAAGAAAUCAAUGUGGAGAAACCUUCAACCAGAUUCCAAAACUUAAUGUGCAUAAGAGACUUUCUACUGGAGUAAAAUCCCAUGAAAACAAUAAGUUUGAAAAAGCCAUCAUAAAUACUUCAUCCCUAAAGAGUCACAUAGCAUCAUCUCAACAUGGACAAAAACUCUAUCAAUGUAAGGAGUGUGAGAGAACUUUUAUUUGUUACUCAUCCUUUAGGGCACAUGUAAGAGCUCACACUGAAGAGAAACCCUAUGCAUGUAAAGAAUGUGGAAAAGCCUUUAUAUAUUUCUCCAAACUUAGAGUACACAUAAGAACGCACACUGGAGAGAAACCUUAUGAAUGUGAAAAGUGUGGGAAAACCUUCAGAUCUCCCUCAAACCUUUGGACACAUAGAGAAACUCAUACUGUUGAGAAACCUUAUUCUUGUAAAGAAUGUGAGAAAUCCUUCUCUUCUCCUUCUUCCCUUAGAAAACACAUGAAAGUUCACAGUGCAGAGAAAGCCUAUGAAUGUAAGGAAUGUGGGAAAGCCUUUCUUCAUUCUUUUUACCUGAUCAUACAUGCAAGAAUGCACACUGGAGAGAAAGCAUACAAAUGUGUGGAAUGUGGGAAGGCCUACAGUUGGCCCUCAGACCUUAGGAUUCACAUGAGAACACACUCUGGAGAAAAGCCUUAUGAAUGUAAACAAUGUGGAAAAUCCUUCAGUUCUCCCUCAUCCUUUAAGGGACAUGUGAGAACUCACACUGGAGAGAAACCAUAUGCAUGUAACGAAUGUGGGAAAGCCUUCAGUAGUCCUUCAUACUUUAGAACACAUGUGAGAAUUCACACUGGAGAGAAACCCUAUACAUGUAAACAAUGUGGGAAGGCCUUCAGUUGGUCGUCAUCUUUUCGAGGACAUUUGAGAACUCACAGUAGAGAGAAACCCUAUGAAUGUAAGGAAUGUACAAAAACCUUCAGUAGACUCUCAUCCUUACAAAGACACGUAAGAAUUCACAAUGGAGAGAAACUAUCUAAAUGUAAGCAAUGUGGAAAAGCCUUCUGUAGUCCCCAUCCUUAAAAAAACACAUAAGAACUUACACAGGAGGGAAAACCUUAUGUUAGUAAGUAACAUGGGAAAGCUUUCAUGAAGAUUACUUAAUGUACACAACAAAUUUCAUAUGGUUAGAAAUUUUUGUAAAGGUCUUAUAUAGUGUUGGCUUUAUUAGUGCCUUAUGCUUAAAGUAGACCUCUAGCACAUUAUUUCUGGUUCUGUUUGAGAAAAACACUUAGGAGAUAAGUAUUCCUUUAUGUAUUACUUUCCAAGGGGUGCUAUAACAAAUUGCCACUACAUUGGUGGCUUAAUGACACAAAUUUAUUCUCUUACAAUUCUAGAGGCUAGAAGUCUGAAAUCAAGGUGUCAUUAAGGUUGGUUUGUUUUGGACAUUCCCAGGGAGACUCUGAUCUCUCCAAGCUUCUGGUGGCUACCAUCAAUGCUUGGUGUUCCUUGGCUUGUAGAUGCAUCAUUCCAAUCUCUGCCUCCAUAUUCCCAUAUCCUUCUCUAAGAGUUUUAUCCCCUUCUCUUAUAAGGCAUUGGAUUCAGGGUCCACCCUAAUCCAUCAUGAUCUUGAGAACCUUAAUUACUACAUCUGCAAAGAUGCUUUUUCCAAAUAAGGUUGCAUUCACAGGUUCUUGAUAGAUACAUCUUUUGGAGGGCACCAUUCUAUUACAUACCUGCUUAGUCAAAUUAUAUAACUUUUGGUAUAUAUACUUUUAAUUAUGAAUUACUUAUGCAAAAAUUGUCCUAUUUGUAAUAUAAAGUUUUUCAGACUCAUCUUUUGGAAGUGUGUUGCCAAUAUGCAACUGUUGGGAUUUUAGAUAUAUUUAUUUCUAAUUUUCAUUAUGUUCCAGACAUGUAGCUAUUAUGUUAAUGAUACUUUAGUAUCAUUAGGAUUUUAUUUCUGGCCUAACAUCACAGAUACUGGAAUUGAUAUAUCUGAUACAUAUCCUCUCUUUUCUCCUUUCUAACACGCUAUUUAUGGUGCUCUUAGUCUUUAGUAUUAAAAAAAUGUAUAUUCAGUAUUUUUUUCUAGUUACUAGGCACAAUAUUUCAUUAUCCUGGGAAGAACUGCUAAACACCAGGCUGUUGAAUGAGGACACCCUCGUCUGACUUAUUUUCCUCUUUUGCUGUUUUCUGUUUAUCCUAGCUCCUGGCUGAGAAUUGGACACAAAGUUUUGUAUUAAAAACAUAGAACUUGUUGCUUGAAGAUGAUAAAAUAUAGAGUAGAUGUAUGGUGCAAGAUUACCCUUUCAACAUGGGUACAUUUGAUAGACUCUCUUCCCUAUAUUGGUGCAAGUUGACCAGUGGCAAGACUUGCAUGAGAUCUGGAAAGCAGAAAUGAAUACUGUGUCAUACUUAGUUUUUGGAGCUACCAUACAGGGAGAUAAACAAGGUGCAUAAGGGCUUGACAGAUGCCCAUUUCCAGCUGUUUUUCCUGCUUUCUGGGCCCACCAAUAAAGGAUGUCCACAAACCAAACACCAUACCUCCAUUGUUGGUGACUUCCACAGACAUCUCCAGUAACUCUCCUGACAUAGAUCUACUUCCAUGCUCAUCCUUCCACAAUGCCCACACAAGCCACUUGUUUGUACUUUUGUGAUUGGUGACUAUCACUGUUGCUCUGACUCCCCUUUGUCUAGUUCUUACCAAAUUUGUUCUAGGUCUAAUUUGUGCAUUGAAUAUCUUCUUCCAUGUGUCUAGUGGCCCUGUGUUCUUGGCUCCACCCUGAAAGUUACACUUGUAGCAUCAGAAAACACAUAGGACUUUGUUUCCUGAUUGCAAUGUUGAGUGGUUGUAUUUACCCUGUACUUUUUGUUUCUGGACAAUUCCAUAUGAGUAAUAGACACCUUGUAGAUAUAUGAAGCAGAUUGUAGGAGUUUUCUGUUAUUCAGAGCUGAAUGCCAUCUCUAAACAAUAAACUCGAUAUGUGUUAAGUAAUUACCAUUUUUAAAUUUGGAAAAUAAUCUACAUUUUAUAUGAAAAACACAAGGUUCUGUAUAUAUUUCUUAGAAAAAUCCCAGAACUGUUUUUAUAUUUGCUUUGUACUUAAAUUUUUAACAUUAUAAUUCAUGUACUGAGAAAGGAUAUGUCAAAGUGUUCCAAUACAAUUAUGAAUUGUUAAAUCAAUUUUGUAAUUUUAUGUUUUUAAACAUGUUAGGUCUGAGACCAUAGUGCUAAAUGUUUUUGAAUUUUUUAUGUGAUUUUAAAAAUUCUUUUAAUGUUAAACAACUUUCUCAUUAAAAUGAUUUAUUUAUAUAAAGAUUACAUAUUGGUUAUGUCA